Molecule: messenger RNA, 2121 nt
Organism: Rotaria sp. Silwood1
Lineage: Eukaryota; Metazoa; Rotifera; Eurotatoria; Philodinida; Philodinidae
Source: the annotation of a GenBank genome assembly
AUGGAAUAUAAUUCCGGCGUUAGUAUGAUUCUACCCGAUACUAUUAAUCUUAUUGAAAAUGAUUCUUAUGAUGAAGAUCAUGAAGACAUUGUUCAUGAACAAACAAAUCAAAAUGAAAUUGUUGAGUUGAUCAUGGCUGCUUUUGAAGGUCAUGAGGAACCAUCAGAUGGUGAAGAUGAUGAUGACGAAUCAUGCAAUACAUCUGAUUCAAGUCAUCAUACUUCAGGCGAAAAAUAUAUGUUAAAUAUUGAUAAUAAUAAUUAUUCUACUGAUGAACAUUAUGUUCAAGAAAAUAAAGAAUUACUUGAUCAUAAUCAUCCACAUCAACAAACAUCAUUUUCAACAUCAGCAAUUUUUACCCCUUCAUCAUUAGUUCCUUCAACAGAUGUUCAUGCAUUCGAGGUUAAUAAUAAUGAUUAUACACAUUCGCAAAAUAGUCAAAAUAAUAAUAAUAAUAAUGAAAAGAUUUUAUUUAAUAGAAAAAAUUAUCUUGUACUUGAUCAAAAUGAUAAUCGUUCAUCUAUUAUUGAUCCAAUGCAAAUUUAUUAUUUAUAUCAAACAUCAUCGACAAAUUUAAACGAUACACUAAAUCAAGUAAAUAAAUUACGUAUAUUAUGUAGUGCAAAAGAUCGAAAAGUAUCUCAACUUGAAAAUCUUUGUGAAGAAUAUCGAGAAAAAUAUGAAAAUGAUGUACGAACACUUCAAUAUAAAUUUGAAUUAAGUGAACGAUCAAAAUAUGAUUUAGAACAAAAAUAUAAAUUGAUUAAUACACAACGUGAAGAAUUAUUUGAAACCAAUAAUCAAUUACAUAGAACAAUUAAAGAUGCAGAAUUACGAAUUCAACAAUUAGAAGUAGUUAAAAUACAGUUUGAAAAGAAAUUCUCUGAUUCUGAAUUAUUGAUCGAUAGUCUUCAUCGAAAAGUGAAUGAAUUAAAACAUUUUGAAUCAAUAGCACGUUCACAACAAGAUUAUGAAUUUGUUUUAUCUACAAUACGUGAAAAACAUGAACAAGAAAUAAUAUCAUUUAAUGAAAAAUUACAAAAUAUGCAAAUGAUUUUAAAAGAAAAGAAUGUUGAAAUCGACGAACUUCGUGUUCAAUUAGACGUUGCAUAUAUAAAUAACGAAAAAGCUAUACUUGAACGAAUAAACACAAUUAAUCAUUUAAAUGAACAAUUGCAUGAUUGUCAACAAAAAUAUUCUGAUUUAUUAAGUACAAACUUAUUAGAAUCAGUCAAUCAAACAGAAAUUAAAAGACAAUUAACAAAUAUGACUGAAGAUAAAGAAAAACUCAAAAAUAAAUGUCAAGAUUUACAGUCGGAAGUUCGAACAUUACGCGAACAUCUUGGUGAAAAUGAAAAUGAAAUUAAUAAUGAUAUAUUUUCUAUAAAAAAUAUUCCAAUUAGUAAUCAUGAUAGCAAUGAAAAAUUGCCAUUAGAUGGUUUAUUAAUAAAUGAAAAUAUUCGUUUAAGAACACUUAUUGAUGAAUUUGAAUCUAAUGAAAAACAUCUUAUUGAAUUAAAUGAAGAAUUACAACGUAAACUUCAAGAUUAUGGAUAUUCAUCAAAACGUACUGAGAGUAGUAGUAGUAGUAGUAGUAGUAGUAGUUCAAAUGAAACAGUUAUAACUACAAGUAUUCAUAUGGAAAAAAUAAAAGAAUUAACAAAUCAAAUUGAAAUAUUAAAAAGAAAUUAUACAGAUUUAGAAGAAAAAUAUGAAUAUGAAAAACAUGAAUUACAAACAAUGCUUGAAGAAUUACGUGAAGAUGUUAUUGAAUUAGAGAAAACAAAACAACUUUAUAAUGAUUUUUGUCAAGAAAAUCUUCCAAUGGAAGAUAAAUUUCGAACAAAAUUUGAAUUUGAAUUAAAAACUAAUUUAGAUGAUUUACGUCGAAUACUUGAAGAAGAUUAUAAUGAAAAAUUAUUAUCUUAUAAAACAAAUCAAGAAAAACUCGAACAAGAUAAUCAAAAUUUAAAAAUUAAAUAUAAUCAAGAUUUAGAACAACAAUCAAAAGAAUUUUAUGAAGAAAUGGAAGCUAUUAAAAUUACACAUGAAAAACAAAUUAUUGAAUUAAAUAAUGAAAUCGAUAGAUUAAGAGCUAAUGGUGAGUUCUAUGAUUUAUAA